Maniola jurtina (meadow brown) is the source of this 1347-nucleotide messenger RNA. RefSeq names its product beta carbonic anhydrase 1 (gene CAHbeta). NCBI's taxonomy places the organism in Eukaryota, Metazoa, Arthropoda, Insecta, Lepidoptera, Nymphalidae. The record is from RefSeq and is a predicted model, not a curated record. The transcript is spliced from 5 exons. The coding region runs from base 46 to 810 and encodes 254 amino acids. Gene Ontology annotation, molecular function: carbonate dehydratase activity; zinc ion binding.
UUGUGGUAGAUAAUAUUAGCCGGCUACGGCUGUUUUAUUUCAACAAUGGACAGGAUUUUGCGAGGCAUUAUGCGAUAUCGUAUUUUAGAUCGGGCAACCAUGGUUAAACAGUUUCAAGAAGUCAAGGAUAAUCCAGUGCCAAAAGCCAUAUUUUACACUUGCAUGGACAGCAGAAUGAUACCUACAAGGUUUACAGAAACUUGUGUUGGAGAUAUGUUUGUUGUUAGAAAUGCGGGAAAUCUUAUACCACAUUCACAACAUUUUGUAGAUGAAAUGACAAGCUGUGAACCGGCUGGUUUAGAACUCAGUUGUAUCAUUAAUGAUAUCAGACAUAUAAUUGUAUGUGGACACAGUGAUUGCAAAGCUAUGAAUCUACUGUAUAAACUUAAGAGUAAAGAAGAAUCGAGCUUAGAACAAAGAAGAAUCUCUCCACUAAAAUCGUGGCUCUGUUCUCACGGGAAAUCAAGUUUAGAUAAAUUUCUUGAUAUAGGAGGUGAUUUUGAAAAACCAAUACUAUUUACUGCCGAAACACCACAAAGAAAAUUUGUAGCGUAUAUUGAUCCCGAUAAUAAAUUUUGCAUUGAAGACAAACUGUCGCAGGUUAAUACAUUGCAACAGCUGCAGAACAUUGCAUCAUACGGAAUGUUAAAAAAACGCCUUCAGAGACACGAUUUACAUAUACACGCUUUGUGGUUUGAUAUUUAUACCGGUGAUAUAUAUUAUUUUAGCAGAAGAGCUAAAAAAUUCCUUAUAAUAGAUGAAUCAAGUUAUGAAAUAAUUUUAGCAGAAAUCAGAAGAUAUUAUUCCUAAGAGAAAUAGUAACUAGGUAUUAGAAUUUACAAAAUAUAUAGUACAUAAGUUUUUCAUUGUAAUAAUUUAAUAUUUUCAGAUUUUUAUGUAUAUUUUAUGAAAUUCUAAAGAUCUGGGACCAAGGUUAAACGACUAAUCUAUACUUUCUGAAUUACGUAUUUACAAUAUUUCGCAAUAAGAGAGAGAAUUUAAAUGGAUACUAUUAGGUUAAAAUUAAUAUUUUUAGGGGUACUAUUAUUUCAUAAAAAGUCUUUUAAAAGUACAUUCACUUCUUCACCAAGUAAUCCACAACUUAUGCAAUUUCAUACUGAAAUAUUAUUAUAGUUAUUUUUUAUUUGGGAUGUAGGUGGGUACGUAAAAAUAAAUUGGUGAGCAAAAUAUUUUCUCAGGUAAGUUAGCAUGCGUGAAAAAGGUUUACUUUUUUAAAAGUUUUAAUGUACAGUUAAAUGCAAGUAACUAGGUUUAAUAUUUAUAUGGAUAAUUAUUAAAAGUUUUAUUUUUGUACUGAUUUUGUAUUACAUUAAAUUAAUAAUUCUC